CCUGUGUGGCCUUGGCCCGGUCGGAGACGAUGGCCGUGCAGGCGGCCCGGUUGUCGGCGAGGCUGCUGCAGCAGGAGAAAGAGAUUAAAUUUCUGACCACCGAAAUCGAUCGAUUGAAAAACUUUGGAAGUUUAGGAAUUUCUCCGGGUGUGGAGCAGCUGCGAGACGAAAACACAAAGCUCAAGUAUAGACUGAACGUGCUCCGAAAGAGUCUUCAAGAAGAAAGGAAUAAACCCACUAAAAGCAUGAUCAACAUCAAUAGCCGCUUACAAGAAGUCUUUGGUUAUGCUAUCAAGGCUGCAUAUCCAGAUUUGGAAAACCCUCCCUUGGCAGUCACACCAAGCCAGCAGUCCAAGUUUGGAGAUUAUCAAUGUAACAGUGCUAUGAGCAUCACACAGAUGCUGCAGAAAACAAAGGAACAGAAAGUAAACCCAAGAGAAAUUGCAGAAAUGAUUACCAGAAAUCUUCCAGAAAAUGAUUACAUCGACAAAGUUGAGAUUGCUGGUCCUGGUUUUAUAAAUGUCCACCUAAGAAAGAGUUUUGUAUCAAAACAACUCACUAAUCUGUUGGUGAAUGGAGUUCAGCCACCUGCUCUGGGGGAGAUAAAAAAGGUUGUAGUUGACUUUUCUUCUCCAAACAUCGCCAAAGAGAUGCACGUUGGGCACCUGAGAUCCACAAUCAUCGGAGACAGUAUGUGCCGGCUCUUUGAGUUUGUGGGCUAUGAUGUCCUGAGGUUAAAUCAUCUAGGAGAUUGGGGGACCCAGUUUGGCAUGCUCAUUGCUCACCUUCAAGAUAAAUUUCCAGACUACCUGACUGUUUCACCUCCCAUAGGUGAUCUCCAGGCCUUUUAUAAGGAAUCCAAGAAGCGGUUUGACACUGAGGAAGAAUUCAAAAAACGGGCGUACCAGUGUGUGGUUUUACUGCAGAGUAAAGCACCCGAGAUCACCAAAGCUUGGAAGAUGAUCUGCGAUGUGUCUCGCCAAGAGUUCAACAAAAUCUAUGAUGCUUUGGACAUUUCGAUAAUAGAGAGGGGGGAAUCUUUCUAUCAAGAUAGGAUGACUGAUGUUGUGAAGGAAUUUGAAGAAAGAGGGUUUGUGGAGGUGGAUGAUGGACGAAAGAUUGUGUUUGUUCCCGGGUGUCCAGUCCCCUUAACGAUAGUAAAAUCAGAUGGGGGUUAUACCUAUGACACCUCUGACUUAGCUGCUGUUAAGCAACGGCUAUUUGAGGAGAAGGCAAAUAUAAUCGUAUACGUGAUCGACAGUGGCCAGUCUGUGCACUUGCAGACGGUGUUUGCAGCAGCUAAGAUGAUCGGUUGGUAUGAUCCCCAGGAAACCAGAAUAGUACAUGCUGGGUUUGGAGUGGUGCUGGGAGAAGACAAGAAGAAGUUUAAAACUCGCUCAGGUGACACAGUACGUCUCAUGGACCUCCUAGAGGAAGGACUGAAACGAUCCAUGGAUAAACUAAAGGAAAAAGAGAGAGAUAAGGUCUUAACCCCAGAGGAACUCAGAACUGCCCAGACUUCAGUUGCUUUUGGCUGCAUCAAAUAUGCUGAUCUUUCUCACAACCGGAUGAAUGACUACAUCUUCUCCUUCGACAAAAUGCUAGAUGACAGAGGAAACACAGCUGCUUAUUUGCUCUAUGCCUUCACUAGAAUCAGAUCCAUAGCCCGUCUGGCUAAUAUUGAUGAAGAGAUGUUGCGGAAAGCUGCCCAAGAAACGGAGAUCCUUUUGGAUCAUGAAAAGGAAUGGAAACUGGGGCGAUGCAUUUUAAGGUUUCCAGAGAUCCUCCAGAAAAUUUUGGAUGACUUGUUUCUCCACACCCUCUGCGAUUAUAUCUAUGAGCUGGCGACCACCUUCACAGAAUUUUACGAUAGCUGUUACUGCGUGGAGAAAGACCGACAGACUGGUAAAAUUGUGAAGGUGAAUAUGUGGAGGAUGUUGUUGUGUGAAGCAACUGCUGCCAUCAUGGCCAAAGGAUUUGAUAUCCUGGGAAUCAAGCCUGUCCAGAGGAUGUAAUUGCAACUGUUUGAACCCUUUCUAUUUUUAUCAAAAUGAUUAUUAGCACUGCUUGCUUUUUUAUAGUAAUCAUGUGGAUAAGAUUUGGAAACCAUGGCUAAAUUAAAAAUAAUUGUCGAUUAUG
Tachyglossus aculeatus (Australian echidna) is the source of this 2139-nucleotide messenger RNA. RefSeq names its product arginyl-tRNA synthetase 1 (gene RARS1). The transcript is spliced from 15 exons. Gene Ontology annotation, cellular component: cytoplasm. Bases 30 to 2015 code for a protein of 661 amino acids. The record is from RefSeq and is a predicted model, not a curated record. Gene Ontology annotation, molecular function: ATP binding; arginine-tRNA ligase activity. NCBI's taxonomy places the organism in Eukaryota, Metazoa, Chordata, Mammalia, Monotremata, Tachyglossidae. Gene Ontology annotation, biological process: arginyl-tRNA aminoacylation.